AUGAAUCCUUGUGUUUUUAUAAUUUUCUCACUUCUCUUGCUACUCCUUGUGACUGCAACUACCAGCCAAUUGGUAGCAGUGGGAGAAGGAAGAUAUGAUAGAAAUCGUGUUAAUAUGAAAAAGUGUUUGGAUAAUGAGAGACUUGCUCUCCUUCUUUUCAAAGCUCCCCUUCAUGACCCCUCUGAUACUCUCUCUACAUGGAGAUCUGACCAACAUGACUGCUGUAAAUGGAGUGGAGUCAAGUGCAACAACCAAACUGGUCAUGUCACAAAGCUUGAACUCAACAACUUCUUUUCACAGGGUGGUCUUGGAGGUGAGAUUAGCCAUUCCUUGCUUAACUUAACCUACUUGAAUCUUCUUGAUCUUUCUGACAAUUCUUUUCAUGGAAUCAUUCCCACUUUCAUUGGUUCUUUGACUCGAUUAAGGUACCUUUCCCUUUCCUACAAUUCUUUUCAUGGAGCUAUUCCCAGGUCCAUUGGUUACUUGACCCAGUUAAGGUCUUUUUCUCUUUCCAGUAACUCUCUUUAUGGAACCAUUCCUUCACAGUUUGGAAACCUCACCAACUUGCAAUACCUUUAUCUUGAUUCUGCUGGAAGUUGUAGAGUUGAAAACAUGGAGUGGUUGUCUCAUCUCUCUCAUUUGGAGGAUCUGAGAAUGGAUGGGAUUUCCCUUGCGAAUGCAAAUAAUUGGGUAGGUGUAAUUUCGAGUCUCCCAAAACUGUUGAGUUUAAGUUUAGAGAGAUGUGAGCUGUCAGAGGUCAUGUAUCCAUAUUCUUCUUUCCUCAACUCUUCUUCAUCUAUUGAAUAUCUUUUUCUUACAAACAACAAUCUGAACUCAUCCAUGUAUCGCUGGUUGCUUCCAUUAACCAGCAAUAAGCUUAGUUCUCUUCUUCUCUCUGGAAACAUGUUAGAUGGGAUACCCAAAUACCUUGGGAACCUCUGUAGUUUGGAACGUUUGUACUUCUUUAACAACUCUGCUGUUGUCAGAUUUCCUGAUUUUCUCAACAACUUGUCUGGAUGCACGUCCUUUACAUUACAAAUGUUGAUUGCUCGAGGUAGCCAAUUUACAGGGUCACUGUCCGAUGAGAUCCAGAAGUUUGCAUCCCUAGAAUCUCUGUACCUAUCUGAUAAUCACUUAAAUGGAAGUAUAAGUCAGAAACUGUGGGAACUACCCAGGCUUCAAACUCUUGACAUUUCCUUUAAUAAUCUUACAGUUCCUUCCACAUAUCAUUUGUCAAAAAUCUCUUAUGUACAGUCUAUCCUGAUGAGGUCUUGCAAGGUAGGGCCUCACUUCCCUAAAUGGAUUCAGACAGUCAAAAAUCUUACCUUUCUUGAUCUUUCCAAUACUGGAAUUUCAGACACAACUCCUCUCGAGUUUUGGGCCACAUGGCCUUCUCAAUUAGAAUAUCUGAAUCUCUCUUCCAACAACAUUAGCGGGAAAGUACCAGAUUUAUUAUCAAAUUUUGCCAACCUUUCUGUGAUAGAUUUGAGUUCCAACAGCUUUCAUGGCCCAAUACCGGAUGUUGCUUCCACUUUGGCAUCAUUAGAUCUUUCCAGAAACAAGUUUUCUGGGGGAGUCUCGUUUAUAUGCCAAAUUGUUGGUGGGUUCUUGUCAUUUCUUGACCUCUCUCAUAACUCAUUAACUGGACAACUCCCCGACUGUUUGUGGCAUUUCAAACAACUAAAAAUUGUUAAUCUGGGGCACAACAAUCUCUUUGGAAGGCUUCCUCCCUCUGUUGAAUAUCUGAUCAAUCUCAAGACAGCUAGAUUCAGAUCAGAAGAAGAUGAAAAGUUGUUUGAGAUUGAAGAUGUUAAGAUGGAUGAAGAUGAUGGUCAAACUUCAGUUGACCAAAAAGAUGGCAAACAAUCACAAAGAAUGUUGUUUGUUGGUAGACCAUCGCGGAGGGCUGCUGAAAAGGUCAGGUCAUAUAAGGAAACUCCUCUCAAUAUCAAAAUGAGGAGACCAGAGUAA
Messenger RNA from Lactuca virosa, 1971 nucleotides. The record is from the annotation of a GenBank genome assembly. Lineage: Eukaryota; Viridiplantae; Streptophyta; Magnoliopsida; Asterales; Asteraceae.